AUGGCAAGCCUGCUCCCUCCCACAGGCAACAACGUUUUCCGCCACUUCACCCCAGAGUCACUGGUGGAGAUCGAAAGGCUCAUCAAUAAGAAGAUAAGCAGGGAGGAAGCAGAGGGUGACGAUGAGGAACCACAGGCACCGAGCAGUGACCUGGAGGCAGGGAAGAGCCUGCCCAUGAUCUGUAGCGACCCACCAAAGGAUCUCCUCAACACCCCUCUAGAGGACAUAGACCCCUUCUACAAAGCACAGAAAACGUUUAUUGUGAUAAGCAAGGGGAACACUAUCUACAGGUUCUCUGCCGAACCAGCGCUGUUUCUUAUCAGUCCUUUUAGUCCCGUCAGAAGAGGAGCCAUCAAAAUUCUUAUACAUUCAUAUUUUAGUAUGCUCAUCAUGAUAACCAUCCUCUCCAACUGCGUGUUCAUGACGAUGAGUAAUCCUCCGGCCUGGAGUAAAACUGUUGAAUAUGUUUUUACUGGUAUAUAUACAGUUGAAGCAACCAUCAAAGUUUUGUCUCGAGGCUUCUGCAUGGGACCUUUCACAUUCCUCCGUGACCCAUGGAACUGGCUUGAUUUCAUGGUGAUCAGCAUGGCGUACAUCACAGAGUUUGUAGACCUCGGUAAUGUGUCAGCACUGAGGACGUUUCGUGUGCUCAGAGCUCUCAAAACAAUCACUGUUAUUCCUGGUUUGAAAACCAUUGUUGGGGCUCUGAUACAGUCUGUCAAGAAGAUGGUAAACGUGAUGAUUUUGACCGUCUUUGCACUGGCUGUUUUUGCCCUCAUUGGCCUGCAGUUAUUCAUGGGAAAUCUACGUCAUAAAUGCAUCCGUUGGCCGAUCCCCAACAGCACCAUCUUUGACGAAUACAACUCCACUAUGGUCAAUGACACCAUCCUCAACAUCACAGAUACUUUCGAUUUCAAAGCUUACAUAGAAAAUGAAGAAAACCAGUACUUUCUGGAGGGAAGUUUAGAUGCUUUAUUAUGUGGUAACAGCUCUGAUUCUGGGAAGUGCCCUGAAGGAUACACAUGUAUGAAGGCUGGACGGAACCCAAACUAUGGCUACACCAGCUAUGACAGCUUUGGCUGGGCCUUUCUCGCCCUCUUCAGAGUCAUGACUCAGGACUAUUGGGAGAAUCUCUUCCAGUUGACCCUUCGUGCAGCUGGGAAGACCUACAUGAUCUUCUUUGUGGUGGUCAUCUUCCUGGGGUCGUUCUACCUGAUUAAUCUGAUCUUGGCUGUGGUUGCCAUGGCUUAUGACGAGCAGAACGAAGCCACCAUGGCUGAGGCCAUUGCAAAAGAAGAGGAAUUUCAGAGAUUGCUUGAGCAGCUCAAGAACCAAGAACAAGAGUUUGUCUUUAUAUAUCAUAAAUUACAGACAGGCAGUAAAGACUCUUUGGCCAGCAAGACAACAGGGUCAAACAGGACAGGUUCAUUACAGAGUCUUGGAGGUGAUGACGUCAUAAAGGAAUUUAAUGGCAAAAUAGUUCCUCACCUCAUUGUAAACAGAGUCCCCUCCUAUGACAGAGAGGUAAUACAACUCAUUCUUGACAUAGACCACAAAUCCUUGUGCUCUAAACACAGUAUGCAGUACCUGGACCAGCCCAAACUCUCCAAGAGAACAGCCAGUGCUAUCAGUGUGCUCACUGCAACUAUGGAUGAGUUGGAAGGUGUCCAGAGGCCUUGUCCGCCAGGCUGGUAUAAGUUUGCGGACAUUUUCCUUAAAUGGGACUGCUGUGCUCCCUGGCUCAACUUUAAGAAGUGGGUUCUUUUUGUAGUGAUGGACCCAUUUUCUGAUCUUGGUAUCACCAUCUGCAUUGUGCUCAACACACUGUUCAUGGCCAUGGAGCACUACCCCAUGAGUCCGGAUUUCGAACAUGUUCUCUCAGUGGGAAACUUGGUAUUUACAGGAAUCUUCACAGCUGAAAUGGUGUUCAAGCUUAUUGCUUUGGACCCUUACUACUAUUUCCAGGUGGGCUGGAAUAUAUUCGACAGCAUCAUUGUCACUUUCAGCCUGGUAGAGUUAGGACUGGCCAAUGUCCAGGGCUUGUCUGUUCUCAGGUCCUUCCGUUUGCUGCGAGUCUUCAAACUGGCUAAAUCUUGGCCCACCCUGAACAUGCUGAUCAAGAUCAUUGGCAACUCAGUUGGAGCUCUAGGGAACCUGACGCUUGUCCUGGCCAUCAUCGUCUUCAUUUUCGCCGUUGUGGGCAUGCAGCUCUUUGGCAAGAGCUACAAGGAAUGUGUGUGUAAGAUCUCUGAAGACUGUGACCUGCCUCGCUGGCACAUGAAUGACUUCUUCCACUCUUUCCUCAUAGUCUUUCGUAUCCUGUGUGGAGAGUGGAUCGAGACCAUGUGGGAUUGCAUGGAGGUGGCAGGAGCUGGCAUGUGUUUGCUGGUCUUCAUGCUGGUCAUGGUCAUUGGUAAUUUGGUGGUGUUAAAUCUGUUCUUGGCCCUGCUGCUUAGCUCCUUCAGUGGGGAUAACCUGUCUGGAGGUGAUGAAGAUGGUGAGAUGAACAACCUACAGAUCGCCAUUGGCCGCAUCACCAGGGGUAUAGAUUGGUUCAAAGCCUUUGUCACCAGUAUGGUGCAACAGAAUCUUGGAAAGAAACCUCCUGAUGACAAUAAGGGAGAAGGGGAAGGGGACAUAGAACUGUACUCAUUAAACCACCUGGAUGGGGGGAAAAUGGCAGAUGGCUUAACCAACUGUUUAAAGUCUCCAACCCUGAGGGUACCGAUUGCUCGUUGUGAGUCUGAUGUUGAAGACGAGAGCUCAGAUGAAUCUUCUGAUGAAGAGGAGAAAAACGUCGCUCUUCAUGAUGAUGACUCCUCAGUGUGUAGCACAGUGGACUACAAGCCUCCAGAACCCGAGCCUGAGCCCGAAGAGGAAGAGGAACCAGAACCUGAAGAGCCAGAGUCCUGUUUCACAGACGGCUGUGUUAGGCGAUGUCCAUGUUUGAGUGUAAACAUCACAGAAGGAUGGGGGAAAAGGUGGUGGAACCUUCGAAGAACGUGCUUCACCAUCGUUGAGCAUGACUACUUUGAGACCUUCAUCAUCUUUAUGAUCCUCCUCAGCAGUGGAGCACUGGCUUUUGAGGAUAUCAAUAUAGAGCGCCGUAGAGUGAUCAAGAUCAUCUUGGAGUAUGCUGACAAAGUCUUCACUUACAUUUUCAUAGUGGAGAUGUUUCUGAAGUGGGUGGCAUAUGGUUUCAAGACCUAUUUCACCAAUGCAUGGUGCUGGCUAGACUUCCUAAUUGUGGAUGUGUCACUUGUCAGUUUAACAGCCAAUUUGUUGGGCUAUUCUGAGUUGGGACCAAUCAAAUCUCUCAGAACGCUCAGGGCUCUUCGACCCCUUCGAGCGCUGUCAAGAUUUGAGGGAAUGAGGGUGGUGGUAAACGCUCUAGUUGGUGCCAUCCCCUCUAUUUUUAAUGUGCUUCUGGUGUGUCUGAUAUUCUGGCUCAUCUUCAGCAUCAUGGGCGUCAAUCUAUUUGCUGGAAAGUUCUACCACUGCAUCAACUCUACGACGGAGGAACUUUUCCCUAUAGAUGUGGUCAACAACAAGAGUGACUGCAUGGCUCUGAUGCACACUAAUGAGGCACGCUGGGUCAAUGUAAAGGUCAACUAUGACAAUGUGGGACUUGGCUACCUCUCUCUUCUGCAAAUUGCCACAUUUAAAGGCUGGAUGGACAUCAUGUAUGCUGCAGUGGAUUCUAGAGAGGUGGAGGAGCAGCCAUCGUAUGAGAUCAACCUCUACAUGUAUCUAUAUUUUGUUAUUUUCAUCAUUUUUGGCUCCUUUUUCACACUCAACCUCUUCAUUGGUGUCAUCAUUGACAACUUCAAUCAGCAAAAAUCCAAGUUUGGAGGGAAAGACAUAUUCAUGACAGAGGAACAGAAGAAGUAUUACAACGCCAUGAAAAAGCUGGGUUCCAAAAAACCUGCUAAACCAAUACCCCGGCCAACAAAUAUUAUACAGGGUGCUGUGUUUGACAUUAUAUCACAACGAUUCUUUGACAUCUUUAUCAUGGUGCUUAUCUGCCUCAAUAUGGUGACCAUGAUGGUUGAAACAGAUGACCAGAGCGCUGAGAAAGAGGAUAUCCUCUACAAGGUCAAUUUGGUCUUCAUUGUCAUCUUCACAGGGGAAUGCAUUCUUAAGAUGUUUGCACUCAGACAUUACUUUUUCACUAUUGGCUGGAAUGUCUUUGAUUUUGUUGUGGUCAUCCUGUCUAUAGCAGGUCUAAUGUUAUCAGACAUCAUUGAGAAGUACUUUGUGUCUCCCACCUUGUUCCGUGUCAUCCGACUUGCUAGAAUCGGCCGCGUGCUGCGUCUCAUCAAAGGGGCAAAAGGCAUAAGAACUCUUUUGUUUGCCUUGAUGAUGUCACUUCCUGCCCUCUUCAACAUCGGACUGCUUCUAUUCCUCAUUAUGUUCAUCUUCUCCAUCUUCGGCAUGUCUAACUUUGCCUAUGUGAAAAAGCAGGCAGGCAUCGAUGACAUUUUUAACUUUGAAACAUUUGGUGGCAGCAUCAUCUGCCUGUUUGAAAUCACCACUUCAGCAGGCUGGGAUGGGCUUCUGCUGCCUAUUCUGAACAGUGGCCCUCCAGAUUGUGAUCCUAACAUAGAGAACCCUGGUACAGACGUUAAGGGUAACUGUGGGAAUCCUGGCAUGGGCAUCAUGUUUUUCUGCAGUUACAUCAUCAUGUCCUUCUUGGUGGUCGUGAACAUGUACAUUGCAAUUAUUCUAGAGAACUUUAAUGUCGCUCAAGAGGAGAGUGGAGACCCGCUUUGCGAGGAUGACUUUGUAAUGUUCGACGAGACUUGGGAAAAGUUUGACGUCGAUGCAACACAGUUCAUCGAAUACAGCCGCUUAUUUGAUUUUGUUGAUACCUUGCAGGAGCCGCUACGAAUUGCCAAACCCAACCGCCUCAGACUGAUCACCAUGGAUCUACCCAUUGUAACAGGUGACAAAAUCCACUGCCUGGAUAUUCUUUUGGCAGUUACUCGAGAGGUUCUGGGUGACACCAUCGAGAUGACUGCCAUGAAGGAGAGCAUUGAAGCAAAGUUCAUGAUGCAUAACCCCACCUCUGCCUCUUUUGAGCCAAUUACCACCACUCUCAGGAGAAAGGAGGAAGAGCGUGCAGCCAUUAUAAUUCAACGAACAUACCGCAGACAUCUACUCCAACGUUUUGUCCGCCAUGCCUGUUUCAUGCAUCGUUCGAAGAGGAUAGUUAGGAGUCAGGAGAAUGAAGAACCUCCUGAAACCAAGGGGUUGAUUGAAAAGAAAAUGAAUGCCUUCUAUGGCAACGAUACAGAACUUGCGAUGACUCUUGAGGUGAAGGCUAAGCCUAUGCCACUUAAUACACAGCCACCCAAACCCACCUCAGCCACACAGCAAUGGGCAUCAGUAGCCUAUCCCCAACCAGCGGGACAACUUAUAGUCCCAGUGGAGCUCACAAGAGAGGUGAUUCUCCAAUCUGCACUCACAACAAUGCAUAACCUCUCCAGUUCAGAGAAAGCAGGACCUCGGGAGUCAACAGUAUAACUGGGGGACAAUGCCUGUGGACAGUGGACUAAGGACUAAGGUUAUCCUUCUAACAUGGGAGAUAUGAGGUGUAAAAUGGAGUAUCAUCUGUAUGCACUGAACAUCACCGAUGCUCCAAAAAACAUGAAAAGGAUUACCCAUAAUCAUAAGACAACUAAGGUGUGACAGGAUUGCAGUGCUAUGUCUUGGAAGCACUGUUUUUAUUUAAACUUUUUUUAAGACCUGUUUUAGUCAGGAUUUGUCUUCUUAUUUGUUCUCAAUUAGAAAUGUCUUAGGAGAUUCCUCAUUUGUUUAGCCAAGUUCUUUAUGUGACAUAUCCACUAUGAUAAAUUAAUACAAGGCUGUGAGGGAUAGACUCUACUGUCAAUAGAUUCAAUAGAUUCUACUGUCCAGAUUGAUCACACUGUGAAUUCGUCAACACGAGGGUGUAAAGUUCUACUAACCGUAAUUCGAAACCACUGCCCCAGUGGCAAAGGCUGGAAGUAUUGGUGAAAUGUCCACAGAGUGACACUAAUAGUGAGUUUUAUUUUUAGUUGUAAACGAUGCAAUACAGUCAACAGGAAUGCAUAUUUUAUUAAAGGGGUCAUGACAUGAGAAACCAAAUUUGCCUUGAUCUUUUGGUAUAUAAGAGGUCUUUGUAUCAUUAAAACGUCCUGCAAGUUUAAUAUUUUAAGACGUCCUCCCCAUUCUAAACGAAUCAUUUAUUUAAUCAAGCUCAAAAUACAGCUCGUUCUGGAUUCAUGGUUAGAAGUGACGUGACGGUUAGAAGUGACGUACCAGCGUUUGCAUAUGACCGCCUCCAGCACAAGAUAACUACGCUUUAAGCGCAAUGAACAGAUGUGCUGUUCCUGGCUGUGGUCAAACAAAACCUCUGAAUAAGCUGCCGAAAGAUCCAGACGUCAGGGAAAAAUGGAUGCAGUUUAUUUUUUGCGGACGUCCCAGUCACGGCAGUGUUAACUUAAGCGUUUGUUCUGUACAUUUUAAGGAUGACUGUUUUGAGAACAAAUCUCAAUAUGAUGCUGGCUUUGCCAGAAAACUGUUGCUCAAAGAUAAGUCCGUGCCGACUAUUCUGGGAACAACGACGACGCAAACUGUAAGUAAUCUAUUUUAAACUUUAAACUACUUUUUAAAGCGCAAUUUCAUUCAUUAUGAAUAAUCACAGUGUUUUUACUUAGUUUACUUGCAUAUUGUUCUGGCUGGGGGCGUCAAUAAUUGAUACAUAGGCACUGACAUUAGCCAAUCAUAACAGUGGGCGUUAACACUGAAGUCUUAAAUGGAAAACGCCCCCAAAACAGACUGUUUGAAUCAGAGGAUGAGAAACAGGGUGGGAAAAGGUCAUAAAUCACUAGAUUUUAAACGUUUUUCUUAAAAAAAAAUAUAUUAAUACUAUAAUUGCACCUAAGGGAACAUAAUAAUACAAUAAAAAAACCCAUGUCAUGACCCCUUUAACUAUGCUCCCUAGCCCAAACUCCAACUCUAAACCUAAGCACCAGUGGAGUACAAAUUUAAUUUUAGAGUGAAAAUGCAACCUCAGAUUCACUUGUGAAUGUGAUUACUUCCUGGAAUCCACGGGACCAGAACUCAUGUGUCUGAGGUUGCUCGAGCAACAUCAGUUUUGAUAGAGGCAAAGGUGAGAACAUGUUUGAAUCAAUGCAAAAUUGUCUGAUGGGGGAGGCUGCUUUUGAGCAAUUCUACAGAAUAAGGUUGAUUUCAGGAUACAUAUAAAUUUGGAAACAGCUUGUCGAUUUCCAGUGUGAUUGUGCUGUACUGUCUUAAAGUUACAUGUUUUUGUCCACUGGCAAUUUUCCUGGAAAGAUGUGUUUUUAUCCCUCAACAUACAUGACUUUCCAUCACAGCUUUGUUUUCUUUGGAGUAAAAUUUAAUAUUGAGCCUUUUCAGACUAAGGUACCUACCCAUUAAUCUUAUGUAGAUAUGUGGUAACAGUGAUAUAUUUCUUUAGGUGUUUUAAAGCACAAAUUCCUCAAUAGGCUCCCAUUUUAGAGAUUCAUCCUUGUUUUUAUCUUGUCUUAAAUUAUCCCUUUGUUACUAGUUGCACCAGUCUAGCCUGUUUUAUCUUUGUUAGUUUGUUUUUUCUGAUUCUGUCCAGUAAUGUGCAAAUAAUUAAUGCUACAAUAUACAUAUACAGUAUAUUUAAGUUUAAAAUAUAUUAUAACAUAUGAAAUAUACUUAUAAAACUAAGUUAAUGCUGCAUAGACAUCAAGAACCAAAACCACUGGUACUGAUCAUCACUCUUUUACACGUCUUUUCAGUCUGUCCUCAGACUUUCCCUUGCACUAUUUAUAAUCUCAGUUCAUGGCAUACCAGUUUACAGCAAUAGGUGGAACGAGUAGAGCAGAAAGUGAUCUAUUACAGGGGUGUAUACAGUAUAGUCACACUGAGCGUAAAGUGCAACUACGAAAGACAUACAUAAACAGGGCAUUUAUUUUUUUGCAGUUUAUUAUUUGCAGCGUAAUAGUUGCACUUUACAUGCACUGUGACUAAAUGUGCAUAUGGUAAGUUUGGCUGCUUCCACAUUUUUGCUUUUUUAAUCAGUUGAAUAUUAAAAGCAUUGUAUAAAUGGAAAUUGCCCAACCCUCUGCUGCUCAUUACCUCUAACACACAACGCUGAGGAUUGCUUUUAAAAUCACUGAUAAACACACACACAAAAAAGCAUGAAUGCUAGACCAGCACUAAAACUGCACUAACCAGCUUAAGCAGGCAUGGAAAUACAUGCUAAGCUAGACUUUCCAGCAAGAAUAUCCAUUGAAGAAUAAAAUGUGGAAAUUUGACUACCAGUGACGACUAUGUUGCAUCAGUAUGUAGUCCCAUAAUGCUUUAUCACUUAUUCCCUUUUUUCCACUUAACUUUUCUAAAGAUACAAAAACCUGAAAAGUUCCAUUUGUAUUCCCAUAGACAAUUCUUAAUUUAUGUGUAAUUUAUGUAACAUUUAUGUUUGAUAGUCAGCUCAUGUUAUUAUGGUUGUGAAACACAAUGGUUGCACAUUUCUUUGAAUUCCUUUCAUUUAAGAAAUGAUCAAAGAAUUUAGAAAUCUAAUUGUAAUUUUUAAAUAUUAUCAAGUUAAUUAUCCACUCUAUUAGUCCCUGAUUCAUAAAUUAAUUACUGACAUACUGUAGAAGUUGAGAAGUUGUAUGUGUUAUACAUUAAUUGAAUGAAUGAAAAUGUGCUAGCUUUAGCGAGUUUUGAAGUCUUAAUGUGACAGCAAAUGUCUUAUUUCUUAAAAUGUGGAAUUUAUAGAUUAAGCACUUUUGAGAGUUUUAUAAUUACCUCUUGUAUAUUUUUUAGAUUUGUUCUCUCAUUACCAAAAAGCAUUAACACGCUCUUAUGUUAAUAUAAUUAUCUCAUUGUGCAUCCUGCACUUUUGCUUUCAUAUUGAUAAUGUUGAUACCGCAGAUCAUUUUUUAUUGUUUACAUUUUUAUCAAAAAAGAGAGAAAUUUCAGUGCUUUAGGAAGUUAGCUCUCAUCGUAUUGCCUGUAUAUACAUGUUGCAAGAUAGAAGCGUUUUAUCAGAUGUUAUCUUAUCUUUGUAUUAUCACUUUAAAAAAAACUUUCAUUAAAUCUGCAUUUACAAAUGUUAAAAUAAUAAAUUAGAUAAGACCAUGUGGGUCUCUGGCUGUAUGCUUUGAAGGUUAGAAAUUGCAAACUCGUCUCAUGUCUCAUGAGUUUAGUGCAGUUUUACAGUCUUAGUGUACUAUAAUUUUUUGUUUGCCAUAUGUUUUCCCAGAGGUGUUUAUCAAGCCUAUUUCUCCAUUAGACUUGUGCUCCAUCUCACUUUUUCUGCAUGUCACAGUGGCCCCUGCCCUUAUAGCUGUUCUUGUUUAACACCUUCUAUGUUUACCCACAGCUAAGUGAUGUCUUCACUUCAGGUAACAAGUCUUACAGUUAUAACUUGCCAUUUGUGCUAUAGGGAUUUUAAUUGACAAAUUACAUUGAAACAAAUUAUCUGUUCCUUCUGAUAUUCAUUGACAGCUGAAAAAUAACAAAUAUUAACUAGUGUGGUUACUAUUGAGUGCUUAGAAUUGUUUUUCUAUGCAGAAUAUUUUAUUGGACAAUAAAGUU
Molecule: messenger RNA, 9603 nt
Organism: Xyrauchen texanus (razorback sucker)
Lineage: Eukaryota; Metazoa; Chordata; Actinopteri; Cypriniformes; Catostomidae
Product: sodium channel protein type 4 subunit alpha A-like
Exons: 25
Coding region: 1-5526 (1841 amino acids)
Biological process (GO): sodium ion transmembrane transport; neuronal action potential; membrane depolarization during action potential
Cellular component (GO): voltage-gated sodium channel complex; axon; plasma membrane
Molecular function (GO): protein binding; voltage-gated sodium channel activity
Source: RefSeq, a predicted model, not a curated record